AUGAAACGUUGUUUGGGUACAACGGCAAAGGGCGAACGGUGCAAAAUAGUGCUGAAACACGAAGCAUACUGCAAAUACCAUAGAAACCAACAAGCUGGGCCAAAUGGCAAAGCUGGAUACGUGUACAUAUUCACCCUGAAGCAUCUAAUUGAAUUCUCACCCAAGAAACAGACAUGGCUACGACAGGCAGAUCCCAAUUCCGAAAAUCAGAUCAAUUUUGCACAGACGUCGGCCUUUGAUCCAAAACGACAUAUUCUGAUCAAGGUGGGUUAUACAACGCAACGGGUCAGGCGACGGCUCAGUCAGUGGAGAGAACGGUGCAAACAAGAUUUCCAGCUCAUAACUCCAGAGACUAUUGAUAGAGUGGUAUCGUCGAACAGAGACAAAUUGGCGGAUUUGAUGGAGAGGCUCAAAAGCUUGUCGCUACGCAGCUACAAAAAGUACGAUUACAAUGAACAAGCAUUCAAAGCGUCAAAUGCAUUUAGAUCUGAACAGCUAGUGCAUGCGCAGCUAGGAAGUUUAUUUGGCAGUGGGAGAUUAUACUGUGAUGGAUGCAAAACGGCCAACUCUGGGGUGCACAAAGAGUGGUUUCUUGUUCCGCGAAAAGACGUGCGAAAUAUCAUGAGGAUGAUAGAUCGACUGGUGGAAUAA
Messenger RNA from Ogataea angusta, 651 nucleotides. RefSeq lists its product as uncharacterized. The transcript has a single exon. The record is from RefSeq and is a predicted model, not a curated record. NCBI's taxonomy places the organism in Eukaryota, Fungi, Ascomycota, Pichiomycetes, Pichiales, Pichiaceae. Bases 1 to 651 code for a protein of 216 amino acids.